This is a messenger RNA of Cydia fagiglandana, 3873 nucleotides long. RefSeq names its product peptidyl-alpha-hydroxyglycine alpha-amidating lyase 1-like. Gene Ontology annotation, biological process: peptide metabolic process. Lineage: Eukaryota; Metazoa; Arthropoda; Insecta; Lepidoptera; Tortricidae. The coding region runs from base 122 to 1591 and encodes 489 amino acids. Gene Ontology annotation, cellular component: membrane; extracellular region. The transcript is spliced from 10 exons. The record is from RefSeq and is a predicted model, not a curated record. Gene Ontology annotation, molecular function: protein binding; catalytic activity.
GUGGUAGGUGAUAAAAUUGAUAAGCAUACAACAGCACACAGUACUUGUUGAUUAAAAAUUGAAUCAAUAGCAAAACAAACUGAAACGCGAAUCGUACGGGGAUUUUCACAAAAUUGUUAUUAUGCAAGUUAAGGAUAAAUUUGUAUCAAACUAUGUGCUCCAAAUUGUUAUCGUCGUCUUCUGUAUUAUCAAUUCCAUUGUAGGACGAAAGUUUGCCGAUGAAGGCUAUUACCCUGGAGACUACUACAAUGCCCAGCAAGCUCAGUAUGCCAAGAUAAAAACUGCUCUAGGAAAACUUGAACAUGCACCCCAGUACGUCCCAAACUGGCCUAACCCGAACAUCAAACUCGGGCAAGUGUCCGGAGUAGCACUGGACCCGACCGGUCAGCUCCUAGUCUUCCACCGAGCGGACAACACCUGGGACGAGACCACCUUCUCCAUGCGUAAUGUGUACCAGAAGAUAGGAGAGCCGCCCAUUCCUCAUAACACUGUGCUGGUCUUCAAUGAUACUGGAGAGCUGGUGGAUAUGUGGGGGAAGAAUCUUUUCUACAUGCCCCACGGGAUCACGGUGGACAAGGAGGGUAACGUGUGGGUGACGGAUGUGGCGCUGCACCAGGUCUUCAAGUUCACGCCGCGGCAGAGGGAGCAGCCUGCCCUCGUGCUCGGGGAAAAGUUCGUGCCAGGCAACGACGAGCGCCACUUCUGCAAGCCGAGCGCCGUCGCCGUCCUCGACUCUGGCGAGUUCUUCGUGGCUGACGGCUAUUGUAACACGCGCAUCAUGAAGUUUGGACCUGACGGGGAGUUACUGCUGCAGUGGGGUAGCCAUUCCCGAUUCGCCUCCCCAUUCUCAUUCAACGUGCCGCACGCCUUAACUCUGGCCGAAGACAGAGGCCUAGUAUGCGUGGCGGACAGAGAAAACGGUCGCGUCGCCUGCUUCCGGUCUGAUAACGGGACUUAUGUCGCUGGGUUCAAGAACUGGCUUAUAGGACCGCGGCUAUUUAGUGUUGCAUAUUCUCCAGUUAGAGGUGGUCGCCUGUACAUAGUCAACGGGCCGUCGGGCAACGUGCCCGUCCGAGGCUACGUCAUCGACUUCACGUCAGCUCGGCUUAUCGGUACUUUCGCUCCUGAAGCGGAGUUCAGCAACCCACAUGAUGUAGUUACUACCGCUGAUGGGUCGAAGGUCUACGUCGCCGAGCUCAAUCCGUUCAGGGUAUAUAAAUUCGAAGACGAUGUUUUGCGGAACGAAACGAAAAUUGAUAAGAAUAUGAGCGUGCCAGUCAAACCUACAACCACUAUCGCGCUCGGUGACCAAACCGCGAUGGUGCCACUGGACACGUGGGACACGUGGCGCGGCGCGGUGGGCGGCGCGGCCGGGGCGGCGGGCGCGGCGCUGCUCGCUGUCGCGGCGCUCGCGCUGCUGCGGGCGAGGAACAAAGGUCGCAAAGGAGUCACGCGACGCCGCUGGGAGUACGGUCACGGCGAGUUCAAACUACGUCGGCUACUCGAGCGACGGCGCUUCACUCGUGUCCACUCCGACGAUUCUGAUGAAGAACCAGCGCCGAUGCUGCCCCAGCCCCCUGCUAACGCGUGAUCACUGCGACUCGACCUUGGAUUAUUGAUGCGAUUUGCUUGAAGGAAAGUAAUGUUCAGAAAAGAAAGAAUAGGGAAUCAGGGAUGAAUGUGUAGAGAAAGCUCUUGCAUCUGAUACCUUCUUAUACCUCUCGCGUCUCGGGAGUUUCUUGACGUAUUUUUAUUAGUAGGUUAUUUAACGGUACAUUUCUAAAUGAUUGUGGUAACUUCUAUAAAAUGACUACAAACAUUUUACGCAAUCACACUCGUGACAGCUACCUACUCUAUAUAAAAAUGAACUAUCAUGGACCAUCAAUACCAUCAUACCACGCCACCUUUAACUGGUUAACCUGUUUUAACAUUUAAAGCUACUCUGACAGCGAAGGAUGUCUAUAUUAUUUGUUUCUUUUCUAAGCGGUUGUAGCAAGAUUUAAACGAUUUAUACGCUAUACAAUUAUAUCUACAUCAAACUUGUCUAACAGAUGUGAGAGUUUUCUAAGAAAUAUAAGUAUUUAUAUUUUUGUCUUUGAUUUAAGUUUAAUAAUGUAUUUAGUUUUUUAGGAGUUGCCUGUCGUACAAAAUUAUUGUAAAUUAGUUAGCUUAUCAUAUUUAUAUUAGGUUGAAGAAAUUACGUCGGUUGAAGAAUAAAGGCCAAAAUAGUUAGCGAGUAUAGAAUUUUGUUAUAUUAAGUAAAUAUAGAAUCGAGUAAUAAUGUACGUUUAAGCUAUAUACAGUUUACGAAAAUCCAUUAUCGACACCUACCAAAAAAUAUUAUUGGCAAGUUCAAUUGCUCAUUUAAAUUUAUUUGAUACAAGCAUAAUGAGUUUAUAAUACUAGCAAAGGCACUUACAAUAAAACAAUUUAAUAUUUUAAUGAAAAAUGUAACAAUAGCGACAAAAAAUAAUUUGUGUAAACACGGUCAAAAGGUUAAAAAUUACUCACGUAACACUGCGACAGUAGGAUUUUUAUAUAUUUUAAAAUUGGCAUAUAAAACAAAGGCUCAUUUUGCCUUAUAUUUAAAUUGAAAUUAUUUUUAAAAAUCUUAAUUAGGUAUGAGCAUAAACUUGAAUGAAUUGACGGAUAUAAAAUACUACUUAAUCGUAUUGACCAUGUGUAUAGAAUCGAGAAUGUGAAUAGUAUAUAGAUACUGAUUGUAAAAUAAUCACUAAUCAUAUCAAAGCAAUUAUACCUAUAGAAACUUAUAUGUAAAGAUUUACCUCACUUUAACACCAAUUACUUACAGUAGAUUUAGUAAAUGAAUACCUUCAAUUCAGACGUAAGCAAUACAAAUGAAACGACAUAAGUAUUCACAAAAUACAUAUUAUAUAUUUCCUUUUAUUCGAUUUGAUCUUCAAAAUAAAAUAAAACUUAUAUCUAUAAAUAUUCUCAGCACAUUUAAAUCCUUUGGCCAGCUAUCAUUUUUUUAGCUAUCAAAUUCACUUUGAGUUAUGUUGGCAUAGAAGCGCUUUAUAAACUGUCACUUAUAACAGACAGUCCUGGUGAAAAGGUUAAAAAAGGUACAAAGUUACCAAUUCUGCCCGUCAUGUUCUCUUGCCUACGAUGAUGUGGUUUCGAGGUGACAGCUUUGGAUCGAAUACUGGAUGAAUCUCACAGGACAAACCUAAAACAAAAGAACAAGUACUUAGGUAUUUUGCAUUUACCAAUACGUAAUUCACAUAUGUCCUAAAUAAAGUUUGUACUUAAGUUCCUGGGAUAACAAGUUCCAAAUGUUUCAAUAUUCCGGCCUACUAAUAGAAAGUACCUACCUAAUGUACCUAUUUUAUGUGUUAUUAAAUAUUAAUCUAGUCCAUUUGUACCUAAAUUGUGUUGGAAAGUGCCAAAUUGUUAAUGCCAAAAAACCAUUGAUGUCAUAUAAUUUAUAUUUACUCCAUAAUCCUUAAAUAUAUCUAUCUGUAGGUAGCGUGUAUUCUAUGGUUAAAAUGUAUAACGUCUUCGUCAACUAAUGCGGCCUACUGAUUUAUUAAUUAGUUUAUUAGACAAGGUAACAGAAUGUGAAUUAUUCCUAUUAUUCUUACUAUAGUUCCACAAAAUUAUAUUUCAUUUACGUUCCAAAAACAUUACUUUUAUAUUUAUUUAAAUGAUGUUGAUGAUGUGAUGACAACCACUAAUGCACGAAGGUUCCACCUCUGACAUUUAAUUUUAUUUUUUGGCUUUCCUAAGUAAACCCUCGUCGUCUCUGUCAUGUUAUGUAUUGUACAUAUUGAUUGUGUAAAUGUAAAAAUGUAUUUAAGAAAAUAGAUGUCUUUAUUUUUUUCCUUUAGUAUUAAAGGUAUUGAAGAUGAA